AAAAUGAUUGCAAUGUUGAAAAAUUUAAGCAAUAUAUUGAAGAGAUAGAUUUGAGGAUUUGCCAACAAGAGGAGGCAAUUAUUAUUAUUGGCGAAACAAGAGAAGGAAAAAGCACUAUAUUAAACUAUUUAAUCGGAAUUCCAUUGUUCGGUAAAAGAAGUGCUGGUAGAUUUAAAAUUUAUGCUAAUGACUCCCCAAACGGUGCGAAGAUUAGUGCCGGAUCUGUUUCACAAACUUCCUUACCUUCAAAGCAUGGAGAGUACUGGGAUUGUCCUGGUUUUGGAGAUACACGUAGCUCUAUUCAGGAUAUUGUAAAUGCUUAUUCAAUUUAUAUGUUAGCAAAAUGUGUAAAAAAAUUAAAGAUUUUAGUUGUCGUUUCUGAAAAUACAAUUCAAGAAGAGAGUAAAAAAAAGUUUUUAAAUCUAAUUAAAAACGUAGGCGAAAUUUUUAAAAAUAAUGAUGAUUUAGUCCAAGGGUUAUGCCUAUUGGUGACAAAAAAUAAAGAUCUUGAUUCUAAAGCAAUGACAGAAAUUUUAGAUGAACUUAUUAAAGAGAGAGAAAACCAAACAAAUUUCAGUUCAUCACAAAGAACAAUACUCGAAUUUUUAUCCUCUCACGACAAUCAAAUUGCCUUUUUCAACGCUCCCAAUAGAGAAGGACCGAUUUCUGAUGAUGAUAAAAAUUCUAUCUUGGAAACAAUAAGGAAUACGUCUUAUAUUAAAGACCCAGAGCCAAAUAUCUAUACUAUAUCUGAAUCAGAGCUUUUUAUCAGAGAUCUAAUAAAAAAGUUUCAUAUCGACAUAGAAAAAUUAAUAUUAAAGUUUUGUCUGAAAAUUCAGAACUACCUUGAAGAACUUAUAGACAAACAUAGAGGUACAAUUAAAGAAUUAAGAAAGUUUCUAACGGAACUUUCUGAUAAAUUGGAGAUUAUAUUUAAAGAUCCUCAUCGUUUUGAAGAUGAUCUUUGCCGGAUUGUUUCAAUCACUGAACAUUUACAAAAAAAUGAUAUCAAAGAAGAAAUUUCAAAGAAAAUAUCUCAAUUAAACUUUAUUAAACUUGUUAAGCCAAAAUCACUUGAGUUUCAGGGCAAUACAGAUAGUUUGUGUUCUUUGAUAUCUAAACCCAUUCAAGAUAUAAACACACUAACGACUUUGCCUUCUAAAAAAGAGUGCAAACAAGGGCAAGUGUUAACUAUUAAAGGCAUCAUUAUUGGCACUGAAGACCUUAUUUCUGUUAGCAAUUAUCAAAGAUUUUCUGAAAUAAACGUAUAUUGCCUAAAUAGUUUAUUUAUUGAUGAGGAUAUAAUUGCGCCAGGGGUUAAUUUGUCAUUUAUAUCUCCUCGGUGGUAUGUUAUAGGUAAAAGACGAAUUAACUUGCAAGGUCUUUCUGGCCCUUCACAUAAGACAAGUAAAGCAAAAAAUGGAAAGACUGAUCAAAGAGGUGCAAAGAUUGAAGUUGAAAAUAUUAAUAAAGAAAAAGAGGCAAGUAAAGAAAUGAAUGGAGAAAAUGGUUUACCUGGAUUACCUGGUCACAAUGGAGGACAUUUUUAUGCUAUAGGAAAUUACUUUUUUGAUCUCUCUUCAUUAACUAUUAAUGUUAGCGGUGGAAAUGGUGGUCAAGGACAAGAUGGUGGAGAUGGAGCCAAGGGGCUAAGCGGCUCUGAUCAUGUAAAAACUUUUGUAGAAGAAAGAUUGGAAAAAGUACUAGCUUCGAGACUAAAACUUUCAGGUGAUAGUAGACAAAAAAUUGCAAACCUUUUUAAUCCUACUAUGUUGUCGAUUAAAGGAAAUUCUGAUUCCGCAGCGACUGCAAAUCUUCUUAAGCGUACUAUUUUGUUAAAUGAUAUGUAUUUAGAAACAUAUGAAGCAUGUGAUAAAGGCCAAAAAGGAGGGAAUGGUGGUCAAGGAGGAAAAGGUGGAUAUAAAGGAAAUACUGGUUCCGUAAUGUUUGCUAAUUAUGACUCAUUAGUUGAAAAACCUGUUGUUCUUAAAAGGGAAGGCAAAGAUGGUAUAAAUGGAAAAAGAGGAUCGCCAGGCUCUGGAGGAAGAAAUGGACAUACAUAUCGCGGGAUAUAUCUUAGUGAAAAAGUAUUGCCUGGACUUAGAGGCUACAAAGAACUUAAUACCCAAUCUACAGAAUCUACUAAUGGUAUUAGUGAGCCAGCACGUGCUUUCGGAGUUGCAGGAAGUACUGCAUUGAUGGUGUUUAAUGGUGUUUGUGAAACAGCAGUGCAAGGAGGAACAGUGAUAUCAGGGAGAGCAAUUGGUGGUAUUGUUACUGCUGGAGCAUCAUUUGCUUUUACAGCUCAAGCAUUAGCAUCUAUUGUAAGUUCACAUUUCUCAAGUGGUUGGGAAAAAAAGCCAUAUAUAGUACCUAAUGUAGAAUUCGCUUCUGAAGGAAAAUCAAUUAUCCUAUCAAAUAAUACUAAUAUUAUUCGUCCUUCUGAUAAUUCUCCAAUAAAUGAAAAAGCAUGUGAAAGAAAUUCUAAUUAUAAUCAAUUUUAUGCUAAAAAAAAGGAUCAGAAAUUUAUUCAAAAACUGCAAUAUUCAGGAGAGGAAAAAGAGUUGUAG
Messenger RNA from Dentiscutata erythropus, 2570 nucleotides. Lineage: Eukaryota; Fungi; Glomeromycota; Glomeromycetes; Diversisporales; Gigasporaceae. The record is from the annotation of a GenBank genome assembly.